AUGGCUCGCGCACCACCCUCCAUCGACCUCCUCCUCAACCUCGUCCCCGACCGCCCCUCCUCCGUCCUCAACAGCCUCUACUCCUACCCCAACCUCGCCUCAUCCGCCGACGCCCAUGGCUACUCCCUCCUGCACGCCGCCUCUUCGUACGGCCACAUGGAGCUCCUCCGCGCGCUUAUCCAACGAUAUAAUGUAGAUCCGAACAUCCUCGAUGAAGACGGCGAGACGGCGCUCUUCGUCGCUGAGACUGUUGAGGUCGCGCAAACUCUGGUCCAGCUCGGGACGCACGUGGAGCUGCGGAAUAGCGAGGGGAAGACGGCGCAGGAGAAGAUGGUGGAGGAGGGGGAGUUUGCGGAGGUUGCGGUGUUUCUGGGUGGACUUGUGGAUGGAACCGCUGCUGAACAAGCAACGACGACAGCGAGUGCAGGCGAGGAAGACGUGCAUGCGCCACCGCCAUUGCCGCGGGGGGUCCAGAUUAAUCUUGGGACCAUGGCGGCGGGAGAGGAGGAGGAGGCGCCGGAUCCGGAGUUCAGGAGAAAGAUUGAGGAGUUGGCUGCCAGUGAGGACUUCCAGGGCGAGGAGGGGCAGAGACGAUUGAGGGAGUUGGUUACGGAGGCUGUGACCGGAAUAAGUGCCGAGGGAGAAGAGCGGCAGGUUAGGAGGAGA
Messenger RNA from Mytilinidion resinicola, 666 nucleotides. RefSeq lists its product as uncharacterized. The record is from RefSeq and is a predicted model, not a curated record. The annotation marks the transcript as partial. The transcript has a single exon. NCBI's taxonomy places the organism in Eukaryota, Fungi, Ascomycota, Dothideomycetes, Mytilinidiales, Mytilinidiaceae. Gene Ontology annotation, molecular function: protein binding.